AUGUCAUUCGACCCUCGACCGAGAAUCGGCGUCGCCGCGCUCAUCUACGGGCCCGACAAGCGACUCAUCAUCGGACGCCGGAAGGGCUCCAUCGGCAGAGGUCAGUGGGGAUUUCCUGGAGGGCACCUAGAGUACGGCGAGUCGGUCGUGACGUGUGCGGAGCGCGAGACGCUGGAGGAGACGGGCCUGGAGAUCCGAGGGAUCAAGAUCGCCGCCGUGGCCGAGAGCGUCUUUCACGACCUGCACAUGCACUACAUCACGCUGUUUGUGCACUGCGAGAUGCAGGAUCCCGAUGCGCAGCCGGAGACGCUGGAACCUGAAAAAUGCGAGGGAUGGGAGUGGAAAUCGUGGGAUCAAAUCAAGAACAUGGCGAAUCGAGCGGGCGGGACUGACGAGUUGUUUGCGCCCAUCAUCAACCUGCUCCGCACCCAGCCUGACUUUGGGAACGAAACUUGA
Molecule: messenger RNA, 456 nt
Organism: Pyricularia pennisetigena
Lineage: Eukaryota; Fungi; Ascomycota; Sordariomycetes; Magnaporthales; Pyriculariaceae
Exons: 3
Coding region: 1-456 (151 amino acids)
Biological process (GO): dGTP catabolic process
Cellular component (GO): cytosol
Molecular function (GO): 8-oxo-7,8-dihydrodeoxyguanosine triphosphate pyrophosphatase activity
Source: RefSeq, a predicted model, not a curated record